Messenger RNA from Prorocentrum cordatum, 1323 nucleotides. NCBI's taxonomy places the organism in Eukaryota, Dinophyceae, Prorocentrales, Prorocentraceae. The record is from the annotation of a GenBank genome assembly.
AUGGCUCCGUGCGCGGAAGUCCUGAGCAGCUACCAGCCUUGCUCCGACCGUGGCGAGGAGCCUUCCGAGGAGUCGGAGCUGGAGGGACCCUCCGAGGACGAGCCCACGGAGAUCACGUUCAGGCCGUUCGCAGCUGAGGUGCGCCCAGCGAGGCCGGGUUCUGCGACGCUGGAGCUGGAGGCCGAGGCGGCCCUGCCCGACUGCGAGCCCUGCAGCGCCAAGCUCCAGCUCGGCGAGGACGGCCUGCUUGUCCACCUGCACGACGGAGGUGGGCGUGGCCGCCUGCUGCAGCUGCUCAUGCUCCCGUCGGUGCAGGUCACCAAGGGCCCAGGCCCCAGCGAGCUGCGCAUCGCCGGUUCGUGGCCCUCGCCGGGCGCGCAGCUGCGGCUGGCGUCGGCCGGCGAGGCUGCGGAAGUGGUGGCCGCGCUGUCGGGCAUAAUGCAGGAGGUGUCCCUGAGCUUGCUCGCGGCAGCGCCGCCAGGUGCGCCGACGUCGCUCGUGCACGAGCCGCUGACCCAGAGCCGUGGGCCGUCUGCGGCAGGGAUAAAGAGCCAGGGCCAGGGCAAGGGCGAGCUACUGUGCGCUGGAUACCUGCUCUGGUCCAGCCUGCCGCGGGGCCUUUCGGAAGACCCAGAGGCUCCUCAAUACAGCCUCGUGUGGGCUGAGCUGCGAGGGCCCGAUCGAUUUGGCUACGCUUGGAUCUUCUUCUACACAUCGCACCACGACGAGGCCGCCCUGGUCCACAAGAUGGCCUGGCCCAAGCCGGGGCAAGACCUGGUGGACAUCCGCGGUUGCGUCGUCAGCUUCGCCCUGGCCACCGAAGAGGAGGAGCUGUGCAUCGACGGGGAAGCCAGCACCGACCACCUCACCUUUGCGACGGAGCUCGAGGCCCAGGUGUGGCUGCGCACCGCGACCUCGCUCUACGAUGGCGGGGUGGGGCCGGACGAGGACCUCCUCGAGCGAGCGGCGAAGGGUGCCCGGGCGCGCCUGGACGGCGCCCCCCCGCAGCCGCUGCUCCGCAGGAGCGACGAGGCCGCCUGGCCGCCGGAGCCCGACGCGCUCCCGAUGGACGAGGUGGCCGUGGCUGCCCGGCGCGGCGCGCUGCCGUGGCAGCAGGAGAAGGCGGCGGCCUCGUCGGGCUUCCCGCGCUGGCCCUGGUGCCUGGAGCCCGCCGCGGCGCUGCUGUCGGUGGGCUGGUGGCGGAGCAAGGUCGAGGGCUUGGCCUCGGCCUUCGGAAGCCCUCUGGCGUCGCUCCGCGCGUGGAGGAGGUCGCCGGCGCUGCCCUGGUGGGCGCGGAAGUGGCUGCUCGCCGAGAGCAGCUAG